Molecule: messenger RNA, 2637 nt
Organism: Penicillium olsonii
Lineage: Eukaryota; Fungi; Ascomycota; Eurotiomycetes; Eurotiales; Aspergillaceae
Source: the annotation of a GenBank genome assembly
AUGAGAGGGGCUUUAGUUCUCCUAGCUCCCCUUGUGGGCGCUGCUGUUCUGACCUCAAGAUCUGACCUUGAUGACUGCCCUGGCUAUAGGACAUCCAACAUCCAGCAAUUUGGCCAGAGGUUGACAGCCGAUCUAAGCCUUGCCGGAGAUGCCUGUAACACCUAUGGCUCGGAUCUUCCAGAUUUGAAGCUCCUUGUAGAGGAACAGAGUGAACACCGCCUCCAUGUCUUGAUCUACGAUGCCAAUGAAGAGGCAUACCAAGUUCCCGAGUCUGUCAUUCUCCGCCCAGAAUGUGAGAAAGAGCCAAAAGAAUCGCAUCUCCGCUUCGACUACGAGGAAAAUCCCUUCUCGUUCCGCGUCUUGCGCGGAGACGAAGUACUCUUCGAUACAUCUGGUACAAACCUCGUCUUCCAGUCUCAGUAUCUGUACCUCCGUACCUGGCUCCCGAAUGACCCGAAUUUAUAUGGCUUGGGUGAACAUAGCGAUUCGCUGCGUCUGCCAACGACAAAUUACACGCGCACCAUGUGGAACCGUGAUGCAUACGGGAUCCCAUCGGGUACAAGUCUCUACGGUACUCACCCUAUUUACAUUGACCACCGAAAGAACGGCACCCAUGGUGUUUUCUUCCUGAACUCCAAUGGGAUGGACAUCAAGAUCAAUAAGACUGAAGAUGGGAGGCAAUAUCUUGAUUACAACACUGUCGGAGGAGUCUUGGACUUCUACUUCUUGGCUGGUCCUACACCCAAGGACGUCAGUGUACAAUAUUCAGAGGUCGUGGGUCUUCCUGCAAUGCAGAGUUACUGGGCGUUUGGGUACCACAACUGCCGCUACGGCUAUCAAGAUGUUUUUGAGGUCGCGGAGGUGGUUUACAACUAUAGUCGCGCCGGUAUUCCCCUCGAGACCAUGUGGACUGACAUAGAUUAUAUGGACCGUCGACGUGUAUUUACCCUAGACGAAGAACGGUUCCCUCUGAAUAAGAUGCAGGAGCUUGUUUCACACCUUCACAGACAUGAUCAGCAUUUUAUUGUGAUGGUCGAUCCAGCCGUCAGUCACUCCGGUAAGAGAGGCUCUGACCGAGGUGUCUUCUUAUACCGCGACCAUGAGCAGAAUGAACUAUACCAAGGCGCUGUUUGGCCCGGUGCAACAGUCUAUCCUGACUGGUUCAAUCCAGACACACAGUUUUAUUGGAACGAAGAGUUCAAGCGGUUCUUCAGUAAGGAAAAUGGCGUCGACAUCGACGGACUCUGGAUCGACAUGAACGAAGCUUCCAAUUUCUGCCCAUAUCCAUGCCAGAAUCCAGCAGAGUAUGCCAUAGAGAACAACUUGCCUCCGCCACCUCCCCCCAUCCGAUCCCCUCCACGCCGUCUCCCCGGAUUCCCCGCUAGUUUCCAACCUGGUCACUCACCGUCUCCCUCUAUCCCUACGAAGAGAGACAACCUCGUCCAAAAAACGGGGAACAUCAAAAAGCGGACCAGCGAAAAGGCCAAGAAGAUCGGUCUGGCGGAUCGGAAUCUCAUAAAUCCUGCAUAUCAAAUUGCUAAUCUAGCCGGAUCCCUCAGCAACAAGACCAUUGACACAGAGAUCAUCCAUGCUGGCGAUGGAUACGCCGAAUACGACACGCACAAUAUCUACGGCACAAUGAUGGGCUCUGCGUCUCGCAAAGCAAUGCUCCAGCGUCGACCUCACGCACGCCCUCUCGUCAUCACCCGUAGCACAUUUGCCGGCGCCGGGGCGCAAGUCGGGCACUGGCUCGGCGACAAUGUCAGCCAAUGGGAUAAAUACCGCGUAUCGAUUGCCCAGAUGCUAGCAUUUGCUUCCAUUUUCCAGGUGCCCAUGGUAGGCACGGAUGUGUGUGGAUUCGCCGGAAAUACCACGGAGGAGCUCUGCGCGCGCUGGGCAAUGCUCGGCGGCUUUUAUCCUUUCUUCCGGAACCAUAAUGAGUUCGGCAGCGUUGCGCAGGAGUUCUAUCGCUGGCCGGUUGUUGCGCAGGCUGCGAGGAAAAUCAUCGAUAUCCGGUACCGAUUGCUGGAUUACUUGUAUACCUCCUUUCACAGGCAGACUGUGACGGGGACCCCGUUCCUCCAGCCUCUCUUCUACGUGUAUCCCGAGGAUGAGAAGACUUUUGGAAACGAAUUGCAGUUCUUCUUUGGGGAUGCGUUACUAAUUUCUCCUGUUGUUGGAGAAGGGGAGGACUUUGUUCAGGCUUAUUUCCCGGACGAUGUGUUCUAUGAUUGGUUUACGGGGGCUGUCGUGCCGGGAGGGAGUGUGACGCUCCGCAACGUUGGACUCACGGAUAUUCCGAUCCAUAUUCGGGGUGGGAGGAUCAUCCCGUUGCGGGUGACGAGUGCGGCGACGACGAGGGAGCUGCGAAAACGCGGGUUUGAGCUUUUGAUUGCGCCUGGUGCGGAUGGGCGGGCGGCAGGGGAGUUGUAUCUCGAUGAUGGGGAGUCGAUUGAGGCUCGGGCGGCGGAGAUCCGGUUUGAGUUUGCGCAGGGGAGAUUAAAGGUUCUUGGUAAGUUCGGAUAUCAUCCCACUGUGGCUGUCGAGGCCGUUACACUCCUUGGACAGGGACGGGGUCGUAGGCACGUCACAAGGGUGCACAUCGAGUUGACAGGCCCCACGGAGGUCAAAUUGUGA